Messenger RNA from Nematostella vectensis (starlet sea anemone), 2386 nucleotides. Its product is annotated as rho GTPase-activating protein 24. NCBI's taxonomy places the organism in Eukaryota, Metazoa, Cnidaria, Anthozoa, Actiniaria, Edwardsiidae. Gene Ontology annotation, biological process: activation of GTPase activity; signal transduction. The record is from RefSeq and is a predicted model, not a curated record. Gene Ontology annotation, molecular function: GTPase activator activity. The transcript has 13 exons. Bases 316 to 1743 code for a protein of 475 amino acids.
AAGGUCGCAAGCUUGUAGGGACAGCGCUCGCUGUAGGAGCGAAACCAAGGGAAAUACAUCCAGUUGAAGUAGGGAUACGUGUUUUAUACCACAUUAACAAGACAUUAGACCUUAUUUGGGAGUAAAAUUAUCCUAUAUAGCCAGUGGUACAAGACCCCGCGGCGCUGUCACAAUCUCUGUUUACUAGUUCCCAGCCCCUCGCUUUCCGGGGGAGUAGUCAAAACCAACAUGGCCGACGACCGAAGGCAAGCCUUGUGUGCAUUCCACAGCGGCCAUGCACGUUGUCUUUAUUAGACCCCUCCAUCAACGCGCAGUAUGCAGAAACCACCCCCUCCGGUCCCUUCGCACCCCAAGGCCAAGCAGAAAGUGGUUUUCUGUGGAUGGCUUAGAAAAGAAGGAGGAAGUUUUAAGACUUUAAGAUCACGAUGGUUUGAAAUAAAAGGCGAUCAGCUCUAUUAUUACAAAGACAAAUCAGAUCCACGACCUGCUGGUGUGGUCCCACUUGCUGGAAAUGAGGUCAUCCGACAUUCUCCAGACCCUAUGGAUCCUGGAAAUUACAAGUUUGAGAUUGUUUCCGGUAAAAACAGAGAGGGUAGACCUGUUGUUGGAUCUCAUGAAACAUUUGUGAUGAUUGCAUCGACGAUGGAGGAAAUGGACCGCUGGAUUGGUGCCAUCAACCGCAUCAUAUAUAAGCCAUAUGGUGGAGGAAUGUUUGGAGGAGACCUGUGUGAAACCGUAAAAUUUGAAGCAAGGAAAGGAGGAGGCUUUGUCCCCAUUGUGGUUGACGUUUGUAUAGAAUAUAUUAAAAAAUAUGGACUUGAAGAAGAAGGGCUGUUCCGGCUUCCUGGAAAUGCAAAACAUAUCUCAACUCUCAAAGCUCAGUUUAAUCGAGGUGAAAGCCCUGAGUUGUCAGAUGAGAAGGACAUUCACACGGUGGCAUCAUUACUGAAACUUUACCUGCGUGAGCUCAGUGAACCUGUUAUUCCUUAUGACUUCUUUGAGGUUUUUCUCACUGCUGCAAAAUGCUAUGAGAUGUAUGAGGAGGAUGGUAUAACUUCCAUAACGAAUCAUCUUAAGCAAUUACCUCCACCUAACUUCAAUUUGCUCAAGGUGCUAAGCCGAUUCCUGUUUGAAGUUCAGCUACACUCAGCCAAGAGCAAGAUGGACAUUCGCAAUCUGGCUAUGGUUUUUGGUCCUAACAUUUUACGCUCAGGGUCUGAAGACCCACAAGUAAUGAUGGAAAGUACAGGCCAAGUUACUGCCUUGGUCAGCAUCUUCAUCAAACGCCAUCAGCUCUUCUUUCCACACACUGAUGAUGAGAAAACUUACACAAGGCAAAAUAAUACCAGCCAAGACCCCACUGCUAACCUGAUCGACCUAACCUUCGGAUCAGACUCGCCCAAGCUCUUGCGAUCAGGCAUGCAGUCUCCAUCGGGGAACUUCAACCCUCUGGACGCCAAUGAGCUUUUCCCGACCGAGGACUCUACGAGAAAUGGCGCGAACGUGGCAGACGAGGGAGAUUCGAAAAUCCAGGAGCUAGAAAGUGAAGUCGAGCUACAAGCCCGGCGGAUUAAGGACUUACAGGUGGAGCUAGAGAAACAGAGAAAAGUCCAGGAGAUGCUGCUUAUCAGGCUGUCAGACGAACAGCGAGCAAGAGUUGCUGCUGAAGAGAGACUUGAAAAGCUGAAUACAGCAAUGGACGAGUUUUGCGGGAAAUUUGGAGGAUUUUCAAUCAGUCAAUAGACAUGUUGCCUUAUGUACAAAAAACAAGAAGCAUAACGAGCUAGACAUCAAUCUGUCAGCAGUGUAUAACUAACCGUUUCUCGUUUAUAUUCUUUCCUUUCGCGUAAAAAAAAAUGAGAAAAGAGAAAAAUAAAGCUCCAUCUACACUAACAAUUUAUUUUAGUUUACAAUUUUUUAUGUGACAAUUUGUAUUUGCUAGUGUAGAUGGAGCAAAGAUGGCAAUUUUUAUGUGGCAACUAUAGUUGAUCAAAAGCUAGCAGGUUUGCUUUUUCUCAGCAAUUAAAAAUUUUCACACAUGAAAAAUUGCUAGUGUAGAUGCCAACAAAUAUAGUUGUCAACUUAAAAUUGUUAGUGUUGCACCCCCCCCCCUCCCUUCCCUUGGCGGCCAAAAAGUGGGUAUUUUUUUACUAUGCCUUUUCCAUGUGAUACCACUGCGCACCCCCCCGGCCGGUCCUGGAAAUGCGCCUGCGAAGAUUAAAAAAAAAACGCUUGGUCACUGGGUUACUUCGUUUUGUUUGUAUUAUUCUGAGGUUGUAGAUCUUACUUCCUCCACUGCUUUAGAAAGAACGGCGAAAAUUUACACGACAAAAUAAAACGAUGGAAAUUAAAAAAAGGCCAGAAAUAAAAUGCAAUGUUAAAUUCA